Hypoxylon fragiforme is the source of this 2693-nucleotide messenger RNA. RefSeq names its product putative peptidase family-domain-containing protein. Gene Ontology annotation, cellular component: cytoplasm. The record is from RefSeq and is a predicted model, not a curated record. NCBI's taxonomy places the organism in Eukaryota, Fungi, Ascomycota, Sordariomycetes, Xylariales, Hypoxylaceae. Bases 281 to 2590 code for a protein of 769 amino acids. The transcript has 4 exons.
GAUUCGGGACUCGGGAGGGUUCCUAAUCCAUCGUUGAUGAUCUGAACCACUUUUGCCUGUCUUGGUACCUUUUUUUGAUCAGUAUCCUGGUCGGUCGCGCGAUACGAGAAGGAAACGUUGCUCACUUUUUGCUUGCCCAAAAACUUAACUCUUGACUUGAUCCAAUUGACCUUCUUUUCAAGAAAAACCAUAUUGAACUUCUCUCCACGGACCGGCUACCUAGAACCUAGUACCCAGUAACGAGUAACGAGUAGGAGUCCUCAGUCGAGGCCGAACUGCUAUGGCACCUUCAUUCCUCAACUUCAAGGAGCUCCGAAGACGCUCACAAGCGAGCUUCCGUACCAACCGAUCCACCGAUACGUCCAGCUAUGACGAUCACCACAGCCAGAACACAACUCCCACCAACGGCUCCAUUACACCUCCUUCUUUAACAGCUCAGUCUGAUUCAGCUCUCAACACCCAACCCAAAGACUUUCCGCCACCUCCUCCCAUUCCCGGUAAUAGGCCACCAACUCAACCCAAUUCUAAUCGAUAUAGUGUAUCAGGCAUGGCUGGAUUAGGAUCUCCUGUGCUUAACGGCAAAUCUUCACUGCCAGUAUCGCAAUAUGCUCCACGAAUUACCAACUUUUCCGAAAACACUUGGGUCUCACAAAAGAUUCUCCUUGUUAACGGGACGAUUGGUGAACCAGGACUACAUCCGGUAGAUGGGAAUGUUACAGUUUGCAGGGCAGACGAUGGGUUUCCGCCUACAUAUUGGCCCGUCCAUGAGUCGCAGUUCAAGGCCUUGGUAUAUCUCAUGCCCGGAGCAAACAGACUACGAUUCGACUUUUCAAGUCCGAAACUUGCCAACAGUGGCUCUUCGAACCCAAUUCACUCGACCUAUAUCACUGUACACAUGGUCCCUCCUAUGAACGCACCGCCGGUGCAACUCGCCAUCUUGCUCGCUAAGGACUCUCCUGGCACUUUCGAUGCAGUCCCUUCGCGGGUGGAGAGGGAAGGAAACGGGCUUGAAACCGCCAUCCGUAAAUUUCGCAUGUCCGCUUAUCUUUGGCAGGCCUUCACUGCUGAGCAGAUGUGGAGAAACAAGCUUGGACGACGUGUAUUCAGAUUUGAAGAAGAAUGGACCACUGGAACCUGUAAUUACCGGGACCGGGAGAUGGGCACCAUGCGAUCAGAAGCGCGAAUCCAUGUCAUUCGAUCGGACAAGACAUUGGCAGAGAUCAGAGAUCUCGAUAUUGCGCAGCAAUAUCCCAAUGCGACAAAGAAGGGUGACCUCUAUGGUAUUGCUGCCGAUGCUCUCAAUAAAUAUUUCAAGCCACUCCCAGGACAAACACAAUACGUUUCGGUCUUGCUGCUAGACGCGCAUUGGGAUACUGCUUCCAAGACGAUUCUGGGCCACGCGGCUCUGGGGGGUAAUUCUGGCGACUUGCAUAUGGCCAUUUGCGGAUCCCAUUGUCUACAAAGUUAUCCUACGAGCUUUGAGGAGGUGGUACCAGCGUUCACCGAUUGCACGCCUACUGAUACCAAUUUUGUUGCUAAUGAUUGCAACGAGGCUGGUAGUUCUUGGGAAGCUGCCAAUAUUGGUAUUGGCGCCCACCUCCACGAAACUGGACAUCUCCUUGGAUGCCCACAUCAGGAAAGCGGAGUGAUGCUCAGAGAUUAUGUCAAGUUGAAUCGUUCCUUCGUGGCUCAAGAGGCCUAUUCUACUCGAACAAAAUCGAAAGGAGGGCCAGUUUCCCAAGCUGACGAAUGUACCUGGCAUCGACUAGACUGUCUACGGUUCCGGAGCCAUCCCUGCUUUAGGUUACCUAACGAUCCGAUCCUGAACUCCGACGCGAGUAUUCACGCUUGGCCGGUUGAAAAUGGACAUGUUCAGAUAACGGCGGCCACGGGGGUUUCGUUCAUAGAGAUUUAUGCUGAGGGGGAUGACGUCUGUCACACGUGGAUUGAGUACUCGACCGAGAACAAUUCUGUGCAGCGUAAUCUAACUCUCACGGAACAAGAGCUACGAGAUCGAUUGCCAGAAAACAAACGACGAUCAAAGCUCAGGGUUUGCAUCAAAUCUCGUGGCGGUGGAAAUCUGGAAGUUAACGACUUCCACAACCUAUGUUCGAAGGCGUCUUCUUUGAAGCUAUCAUUCGGCAAGUCAGCCUUUAGGAGCGAGAAGCUCGGUUUCUCGCAGAUGGAAGGAAGUCAGCCGCAAGAGUUUGUGUUCACGAGCGCCAAGGAAAAGACUCGAGUUUUAUCUCGGAUUGUAUUCUACCAUGGCUUUGCCUUGGAUGGACUAGAGUUUUUCUACGACGAUAAUUCGAGUCAGCUAUUCGGAAAGCGAGGAGGUAAACCUGGUGGUGAUAGUUUUGAAAUGGACAUUCGCCGUGGCGAGUAUAUUACGGGUUUCUUUGUACGAGCAGGCCUAUGGAUCGACGGCAUCCAAGUCCUUACAAGUCUCGGAAGAAAGUCUCCCAUCUAUGGAAAUGCAACGGGUGGUUCUGCUCACACACUCCUACCACCGCCCGGUUACACAGUCUGCGGUGUAUCUGGUUCGUGCGCAGCCUGGGUCGACGGUUUCUCCGUAAUUAUCACUCGAUAAAGGGUCAAGUCUAUUGAUGCCUAGAUUAUCAAGCAUAUUCAUCACAUUCUCAAGGGGGGGCUGGAGGGAUUCUCGCAUCUGCAUAUUCACUGCUACAGCAUCA